AUGUCCACCCCCUUGCCGACCGAUCGCCCCGAGGCUCCCACCGCGCCGACACAAGAAUCCCAGCCCGCGCGCAAUGCAGCCGCGCCGGCAGCAACAGAACCAGCCCCAGCCCCAGAACAAACACAGGAAGCAGCUGCAGUCGUAGAUGACGAUGAAGACUCGGACUUUGAUGAGCUAGAUGACGUCCUCGACGACUUCAACAAACCCAAACCCGCCCCUCCCGCAACCCAACCCGCACCCACCAACCCAGACCCCUCAACAGGAAUCACACCCCCAGACUUCGACGAAGAUGCCUUCCUCAAGCAACUCGAACAAGACAUGGCGAACAUGAUGGGACCCGACGGCGCAACCAGCACAGACCCCAACUUCCAAGCAACGGUCGACCAAGGCGCCGACGUCUUUGCAAAACAGCUCGAAGAGAGCGGGAUCCCGCCAGGCGACUUCCUCAAACAGCUACUCGCAGACGUGAUGGCCGAAGAGGGUGGUGCUGGUGCCUCGGCGGAGAAUCUUGCUGCUGCCGCUGCCGCGGCUGGUAUCUCUGCUCCUAGUACUCAGGGAUCGUCUAAUACACCAGCAGUAGGUGCGGAACAACCUGACUCGUUCAACGACGCUAUUAAGCGCACGAUGGGUCGGAUGAAGGAAAGUGGUGAUAAAGCUACUGCGGCCGCUAGUAAUGAAGAUGAUAUCUCUGAUGAUAUGCUGGCGCAGCUGCUCAAGGCUGUUGAGGCAGGCGCAUCAGGCGCCGGUGAAGAUGGUGAUUUAUCGAAGAUGUUUAUGGGGAUGAUGGAGCAGCUUUCUAAUAAGGAGAUGUUGUAUGAGCCCAUGAAGGAGUUGGAUGUUAAGUUUGGGCCGUGGAUUGAGAAGAAUAAGGGUAAUGGGAAGGUUUCGGCUGAGGAUAUGGAGCGGUUUGAGACGCAGGCGCGCGUUGUUAAGCAAAUUGUGGGCAAGUUUGAGGAGAAGGGGUUCUCGGAUGAUGAUCCUAAAUGUCGGGAGUAUGUGUGGGAGAGGAUGCAGGAGAUGCAAGCCGCUGGAAGCCCACCUGAAGAACUCGUGUCGAAUCCCCUCAUGGAGGACCUGGGAGGUGCGGUGCCUGGAGCUGGCGGAGUGCCUGAUUGCCCGCAGCAGUGA
Molecule: messenger RNA, 1128 nt
Organism: Penicillium robsamsonii
Lineage: Eukaryota; Fungi; Ascomycota; Eurotiomycetes; Eurotiales; Aspergillaceae
Gene: pex19
Product: putative peroxisomal membrane protein receptor Pex19
Exons: 3
Coding region: 1-1128 (375 amino acids)
Biological process (GO): protein import into peroxisome membrane
Cellular component (GO): peroxisome; peroxisomal membrane
Source: RefSeq, a predicted model, not a curated record